Molecule: messenger RNA, 372 nt
Organism: Bipolaris victoriae FI3
Lineage: Eukaryota; Fungi; Ascomycota; Dothideomycetes; Pleosporales; Pleosporaceae
Exons: 2
Coding region: 1-372 (123 amino acids)
Source: RefSeq, a predicted model, not a curated record
AUGCCCAAGUCCACCGGCCCCCUCAUGGAACAACUCGGCAUGGGCACAGAGAACCAAUCCACACCCAAAUCCACCUACCCAGACUCAUCCAACAUGACCGACAGCACCACCGCGGCAGCCGAUAAACUCGGCGCCAACAAAUCCACAAACGCCAUUCCCCAGGACAACCCCAGUAUGCUCUCUUCUGCAGGUGCAAUUGGGAAGAACUUCAACCCAGAUGGCGCGGUAGGAGCUAUUGGCCAAGCGAUUGGAGGUCCUUUUAGCAAGGAUGGUGUCAUUGGAAGCCAGUUUGAUGCGAGUAAGAAUGGGAUUGCGGGACAUGUGGAGCGGGCGGUUGAUGGGCCGAGCAAUCCGGCUGGAAGCUCAAAGUAA